Molecule: messenger RNA, 333 nt
Organism: Capsicum annuum
Lineage: Eukaryota; Viridiplantae; Streptophyta; Magnoliopsida; Solanales; Solanaceae
Source: the annotation of a RefSeq genome assembly
AUGAAUCCUUCUUGUGCGCUUUCAAAUCUUUCAUCAACUGUUGGGUUCUCCCGGGGAACUCGCCCUUGGGAUUCAGAAAUAUCUGUUUCUGCUUUUCAGGCACUACCUGUCCACCAUUUCACUCAUCCUAUCCAUCCUUUCCGCGUAAUCCAUCUUCGAGCCGCGGCCGAAAGAACUACCUUUCACAUCCAAACUCGGGGUCCUACCCCUGUCUUUCGCCUUAUCGCCCUUACGCUCCUUCCCUUGCCAAUGGAUCAGAAUCUUUUCCAACAACGUCCAGGACUCUAUCAUCCCAACCCCCCUACGACUGAGGAAUCGAACAUCAAGAGAUAG